This is a messenger RNA of Neogale vison (American mink), 1166 nucleotides long. Its product is annotated as synapsin-1-like. The coding region runs from base 1 to 711 and encodes 236 amino acids. NCBI's taxonomy places the organism in Eukaryota, Metazoa, Chordata, Mammalia, Carnivora, Mustelidae. The record is from RefSeq and is a predicted model, not a curated record. The transcript has 5 exons.
AUGCCGAGCCCCGCCGGAGGUGCCGGAGCCGCGGCCGCCAGGUCGCCGCUGCGCGCCUGGGCCGGGCGGUACGUGAGGGACGUGGCGACCCUCAGGGGCGGGGAGCGGCUGUCACCGCCGCGGCCGCCGCCCCCCUCGUCGGAGCCCGGCCCACCGCGCCGCUGGGCGGGACCCAGAGAGGGAGGCGGGACCGUGCGCGGGGUCCGCCCAUGGGCCGAAGUCCAGCCCCCCUCUGCGGGCGGGGAGCCGCGGGAGCUGGAACGCGACGGGUCCCCGCAGUCCCCGCCCCGCCCCGCCGCGCAGCUGGGAAGCCCGCAGGUGGCGGCGGCGCCGGGGCUGCUAAGCCGGGCUCGCCCUAUGGUGCGUCCCCUUCCCACGCUCUUUCGGAGCGAACCACACCUUCCUGCUCCCUGUACCUCCCCAGCCUGUGCCGAAAGCCUCAAGAACCGGGCCGCGCGCUCCGCUUUCCACAACGGUGUGCUGCUGCGAGUCCGAGUGCGAGCCAGAAACUCCACUGGGAGGCAAGCCCCACGUUUCACAGCUUCACAGUUGGCCUGUUCCAGCUUUUCCUCUUCUCCAAUUUCCUCAACUUAUGAUGGGGUUGGAUAUGAUCAAUCCAUGGCUUCCAUUUUGAAUGUUCUGGAUCUUAAUAAGGGACAAGUGCAGUUCCUCUGGCCGUUGAAGUCCAGUUUCUUGGCAAGUCUUUCCUAAAGGCCUUUCUAGCAUGGUAUCGGGGAACGCUAUCGUCGUACCUGGAGCGUUUAAAGAAUCCGCACUAAUCAAAGGAAGAGAGAAGCAGAAACAAAUUAAGGAUUGCAGGAAAAGCAAGUGCACAAAAUGGGAAUGUCUAAGCUUCCUGUUCAGCUACGCCUACCUCUGGACGAAGGGAAAAAAGACAUGGUUUCUUUUAAGAAGGAACGAGCAGGUUGAAAAGACAACAGCCAUUGGGGAUAAGCGGAAGAGAAGACAGCUGUAAAACUAGAAGGAAAGUCCGUUUUUUCCAUCUUGUCUUUACAUUUUAGAACAAUGUAGUAAGCUGCCUCUUUACUAACAAUUUCAGAGCUCUGGAACAGUGCUUCCAUUUUUUAUAAUCACAAUACUCUUAAACAGAUCUCAAUUUUAGAUUAGAUGUUAAAGAACAAUCUUUUUAAAGGCCAUGAACUAAA